Molecule: messenger RNA, 3062 nt
Organism: Theobroma cacao (cacao)
Lineage: Eukaryota; Viridiplantae; Streptophyta; Magnoliopsida; Malvales; Malvaceae
Product: transcriptional corepressor LEUNIG-like
Cellular component (GO): nucleus
Molecular function (GO): protein binding
Source: RefSeq, a predicted model, not a curated record
ACCGAAAUUUUAUGCGAGAAAAAAGAAAGCUGGUUGCUUUGAGUUGCAGUCAACUCUCACUCAGGCCCCCUGACCUUGCCUUAAUUCCCAAACAGAAACCCCCCCCCCGAAAAAAAAAAAGAGAAAACUAGGAAUGUGGUAGAGAAAGCUUGUAAGAAUAUAAUAUAUACUCCCUUUUUUUUUGGUUCAAUAUUCCAAGUUGUUUGAAAAAAAAGCUUUGUCCGGCAAAAAUACCGUUUCUCAAGAAUCUAACCGACCAUCUUCCUUCCUUCACAUUGUUCAGCCUUUUCACGGAUUUUUAGGGUUUUUUUUUUUUUUACUGUAAAAAUCUUCAACCAUGUCGCAGACUAACUGGGAAGCUGAUAAAAUGUUGGAUGUGUAUAUAUAUGAUUAUAUGAUAAAGAGAAAGAUGCAUGCCACUGCGAAGGCACUUCAAGCUGAAGGGAAAGUAUCAACUGAUCCAGUAGCUAUUGAUGUACCUGGUGGUUUUUUGUUUGAGUGGUGGUCUGUAUUUUGGGAUAUAUUCAUUGCAAGGACAAAUGAGAAGCAUUCGGAAGCUGCUGCAUCUUAUAUUGAGAGUCAAAUGGUCAAGGCUCGUGAGCUGCAGCAACCGCAACAUCACCAGAAGCCUCAGCAGAUGCAGAUGCAGCAGCUCUUAUUGCAGAGGCAUGCUCAGCAGCAGCAGCAGCAACAACAACAACAACAGCAGCAGCAGCAACAGCAACAGCAACAGCAGCAGCAGCAGCGAAGAGAAGGGAGUCAGUUACUAAAUGGUGCUGCCAAUGGGCUCGUUGGUGGAGAACCUCUCAUCAAAGAGAGCCCUGUAAGUGCAAUCGCUGCCACAAGAAAGAUGUAUGAUGAGACUUUUAGGUUUCCACGCCAGAGGAGGGAUUCCUUGGAUGAUGCAGCUGUGAAGCAAUUAGGUGAUAAUGUGAGCCAGCUUCUAGAUCCUAAUCAAGCGUCAAUGUUGAAGGCAGCUUCAGUGGGUGGCCAGCCUCCAGGGCAAACACUGCAUGGCACACCUGGAAAUAUAUCAGGUAAUCUUCAGCAAAUGCAAAAUCGAGGUCAGCAGAUUCCAGUGCCCACCCAGGACUCAAAGAGUGAGAUCAAUUCAAUGUUGACUCCAAGAGCUGCUGGUCCAGAUGGAUCAUUAAUUGGAGUUCACGGACCGAAUCAAGCUGGUGGCAAUUUGACAUUGAAAGGAUGGCCUUUAACGGGACUGGACCAACUUCGAUCUGGGCUUCUCCAGCAGCAGAAAUCUAUGAUUCAGUCCUCUCAGCCCUUCAAUCAGCUUCAGUUACAGCAACAACUUCUGCUUCAAGCACAGCAAAACUUGUCAUCCCCAUCAGCAAAUGAUUUGGAAUGCCGGAAAUUGCGAAUGCUUCUCAACAAUCAGAUUAUGGGUCUUGGGAAGGAUGGCCCACUAAAUUCUUUUGGUGAUAUGGUUCCCAGAGUUGGAUCACCCAUGCAAGUUGGUUGUCCUGUGCCUCGUGGAGACUCUGAUCUGUCAAAUAAGUUACAGCAGCAACAACUGCACCACAAUAAUCAACCGUCACAACAAUUUGCACAGCAUCCACUUUCAAGUCAGCAGUCUCAGAAUUCAAAUUACCAGCUCCAGCAGCAAGAUAAGAUGACCGGUGCCUGCAGUAUGAUGCCUGAUAGUAGCAUAUCAAACACCUUUCAGGGAAAUGAUCAGGCUUCAAAAAGUCAAGUCAGCCGGAAGAGGAAGCCACCAGGGUCAUCUUCAGGUCCUGUCAAUAGCUCCGGAACUGCAAACACCACUGGACCAUCUCCAAGUUCACCUUCAUCACCAUCUACUCACACACCAGGAGAUGCCAUCUCAAUGCCCACUUUGCCACAUAAUAGUGGUUCCUCCAAGUCUUUGCUUAUGUUUGGCUCUGAUGGUUUGGCUGAUAUAGACCGAUUUGUGGAUGAUGGAUCUCUAGAUGAUAAUGUAGAGUCAUUCUUAUCUCAUGAUGAUCCAGAGCCUAGAGAUAGAGUUGGUCGGUGUGCUGAUGUCAGCAAAGGCUUAACAUUUACAGAAGUCCGGCGUAUCCCUGCUAGUACAAGUAAAGUAGAAUGUUGUCACUUCUCAGCAGAUGGGAAAUUGCUUGCUACUGGUGGCCAUGAUAAAAAGGCUGUGCUGUGGUGCACAGAGUCUUUUGCAAUAAAGUCAACACUUGAAGAACAUUCUCAAUGGAUAACUGAUGUCCGCUUCAGUCCAAGCAUGUCAAGACUUGCUACAUCUUCAGCUGACAAAACUGUCAGGAUCUGGGAUGCUGAUAAUCCUGGAUAUUCACUUCGUACUUUUGUGGGACAUUCUUCAACUGUUACAUCACUUGACUUCCACCCCACCAAAGAGGACCUUAUAUGCUCAUGUGAUAAUAAUAGUGAGAUUCGAUAUUGGAGUAUCAAGAAUGGUAGUGCUGGAGUUUUCAAGGGUGGUGCAACCCAGAUGAGAUUUCAACCUCGUGUUGGAAGGUUUCUUGCAGCUGCAGCAGAUAAUUCUGUAUCCUUACUUGACGUAGAGAACCAAGUUUGCAGGGCCAAAUUACAGGGUCAUAAAAAUGCUGUUCAUUCUGUGUGUUGGGAUCCUACUGGUGAGUUUCUGGCAUCUGUAAGUGAUGACUUGGUGAGAGUGUGGACAGUUGGUUCCGGUGGCAAAGGGGAAUGUGUUCAUGAAUUGAACUGUACUGGCAACAAAUUUAACACCUGUGUUUUUCAUCCUACUUAUCCUUCUCUGUUGGUCAUUGGCUGUUAUGAGACACUGGAGCUUUGGAACAUGACUGAGAACAAGACAUUGACACUACAUGCACAUGAGAAGCUAGUCUCUGCCUUGGCAGUAUCGAAUGCCACUAGUAUGGUAGCCUCGGCUAGUCAUGACAAGUGUGUGAAGCUGUGGAAGUGAUCGACUUUCUGGUUUUGUUGACUUUACUGUCAAACGGUAUAGGUUUUUCACUAUAUGUAGAUCCAUUAUGACAAGGUUUUUCUGACAGUUCUUUUGUACUGGUUCAUGUGAAUAUUUUAAAGCAGGAAAAGGGGUUUUAGAUUUUGUCCACCAA